CCCUCCUGUUACAGCCUGCACAGCUUCUUAUUCAGACCCUGUGAGGAGAAAGUGAUGCUGUGCCUUCGGUACAUUAACAUGCAGCUGCGGUCCUGGAAUCCCACUACUAAGGACUGAAUGUGCCCGUCCUUCCAAAGCCGCUUCACUGUCUGCGUUUCAGAACGAGCCAGCUCCACCUCUGGAGUUUUUAAAUAACAGCCGCUUCUGGAUGGUAUUCUGUAUUUUGAAACUAUUUUCUCACUGCACAGUCCACCCAACAGUCAAACAGUAUUAGUUCUUUAAUUCCUGUCCUCAUAGGUUUGUGCGAAGCAUCAAGGAUGUGAACACGAUGUGAGUUGGCACUAGCUGCAAGUUAUCUAUAUGUUAAUACAUACAUUCAUACAUAAGAGCUGUGGCAUCAACCAGUCCUUUUCGAAGAGUUGUUUUAUUGUUUCUGUAAGCAUUUUAAUGGGAAAAAUAAUUUCGGGAUCAGCUCCAGGUAGUUCCUAAUACAGAGAGUAUUUAGAAAGCCUUCCUAAACUCAUCAUUUCAAAAGAGAGAGAGAGAUGGCGCUGGAGCUACGUGUACUUGGACUUGUUACAGCAAUGGGAAUUGGGGUAAGACAAGGCAAACGGGCAAAAUGUACGACUUUAAUAACACAAAUGAUUUAUCGAGCCCGUUUGUGAAAAAUGAGCGCAUUAAUGACAAACAAACAGUAGCUUAAUUAUAAUUUGGUUUUUGACAUUUAAGAUUUAGAGUGCCAGCACUUGGCUUGACUGAUGUCGGAAAACAAGCACAUUUAUUCUUUUUUCAAAAGGACUCUUCCUCAUUUGAUUUUGAGGGAUUUUGGGGGAUUUGGUGGAAUGAUCUGGUGAACGCUUCUAUCUCCCAAAGGUCCAUGCGGCUGGUCAGGGAUUCCGUGCUCUCUGUAUAUAUUUCACUGGAAAGUGAUGAAACUGCAGUGCACUUUAUGAAAGUCAAUCUCGGUUCGUUUAUCCCAUCUUAUUGAAGGUGUUGCGUAUGCCAAUUCCAUCGCUUUAUCCAGGUACUGAAAAAAGAACUGAAAGCACCUGGGUGAAUGAUGGGCAAAACUAUGCGUAAAACAGACGCAUGCUGGGCUGUUUAAGUAAGUAACAUCCCAGCAUGCACUGGGCCAUAUAUAAAAGCGCCGGAUGGGCCUGCUUGCCUAUAAUUGUGGCAAACAUAGCUGUAAGUGGAGAUAAUAUUUUAAAAGAGGGAUGACUAUUGAGACAGAGUUUCUGUAACCAAGACAACUCAACCUACCGAUGCGUCAUGUGUUGUGCGUUGGUGUCUCAGCAGCAAAGGGCAGGCCUGGGCGCAAACACACACUCCAGGGUAGCGAUAGCUUCGAUUUACUUCAGCGCCGGGAAAAACCCGAAAUAACCGCCUUUGACCACAAGUCUCUACCCGGGGCAGGAGCAGCCAUCUUUCCCAUAAAUGGCGGAGGCUCAACACACUGCUAAGUGACAUGGAAGCUUCCAUUUAAGUUUACUACCUGUGGAUUUGAUUGAUUGAUUGACUGAUUGAUUGAGAUUUACUCUGUGGAUAUCCUGUACCUGUAGAUUUACUCUGUGGAUACCCUGUACCUGUAGAUAUACCAGUAGAUUUACUCUGUGGAUUCCCUGUACCUGUAGAUAUACCAGUAGAUUUACUCUGUGGAUUCCCUGUACCUGUAGAUUUACUUUGUGGAUACCCUGUACCUGUUGAUAUACCAGUAUAUUUACUCUGUAGAUACCCUGUACCUGUAGAUGUACCUGUAGAUUUACUCUGUUGAUACCCAGUACCUGUAGAUAUACCAGUAGAUUUACUCUGUGGAUACCCUGGACCUGUAGAUAUACCUGUAGAUUUACUCUGUUGAUACCCAGUACCUGUAGAUUUACUCUGUUGAUACCCAGUACCUGUAGAUUUACUCUGUUGAUACCCAGUACCUGUAGAUAUACUCUGUUGAUACCCUGUACCUGUAGAUAUACCUGUAGAUUUACUCUGUUUAUACCCAGUACUAGCCCCAUGUAAAGCUGAUGGAGGAUGCAAAGCUUGCCUUAAAUAUGGAUGUUUUUUUUGUGACCCAGGGCAGAAUUAUUUUUAAGUUAAUUGACGUGUUAUGAUGUAACGGAAAUAAUUAAUUUUUAUUUUUGAAGAAAGUUUCUGCAAAACUGUGCCCUACAGGAUUUGGUUCAAAACAGUAGAAAGAAAGAAGAGGUUCCAAUUAUUUCAUGACUCUUCAUUAAAUAUUAAUACAGCGUUAAAGUCAAUACUCUGGUAAGUAAAUCUGUAAAUGAUAACUGGGUUAAACCAGCCUCCUACUGUACUUGUCUUUUAACCCCCCGUCUCUUCACACUGAGCAGCUAGUUAACGGAGCAGCAGAGGUUUCCUUUGUGUUGCUGAAAUGAAGGUAAGCCAUGCGCGAGGGCGCUGUGUGAUCACAGCCAAUUUCCUGCUCCUCGCGCCAUAAAUAUUUCAGAAACAUGCUGGUUUGAUUCAAACAGCCAUGAAGAUGCGGGCAUGAUAUUUCAUUAUAACAUACGGCUCUGUCUUUGUUCGCAUUCCGCUCGCUUCUAACAGGUUUGUACCGCGGCGGAGAAUGAUUUCCACACUGUAUAGUUGUAAAUACAUUUUACGAAAAAAAAAGAGAAAGAUUGCUUUAGAAUGAAAAACAAUCACACACACACAAAAAAAAAACAAAUCACUCCGGUAAAAAUUGUUCCGGUGUUAUACUUUUUUUUGCUUAUCUUGAUGUGGCCUCUGGAUCAGGAAACACCUGCUGCCGGUAAAUCAGAAGCAAUCAUUGAUCAUAUGCGCGUGAAAACCGCGAAUUGUUGACCGGUCGACUUCAUGCUCUGAACAUACCGGGGCUAAAAAAACCCCCCUAAGCAUAUGGCAUGAUAUUUCUUGUGUGACGUUCAGUAUCAAGUUCUUCAUAAUGGGGUCCAUCCAUGCAAAGAAAUGUUGACCUAUAUUUGUCAGUUCUACAGACCGGGGAAAUUACUCUGUGUGAUUGAAGAUAUGGACCCAUAUUGCGUAUGCUGCACUGACACUCUCGGAGAAACGCAGCAGUCCCACUGCGAAAUGCUGUUGCCAUGGCGAGUAAAGGUUUAAACAGGAAUCUCUCUGCGGGCCCUCCCUGGCCAAAGCUGACCCCAAUGAUCGCUCUAUCGGCAUUAGUGCAGAAAGCAGGCCGGAGUCAAAUAAUUAUUUUUAAAUAAUUUACAAGCCAGUAAAAUGUCUGCAGAUAACAGAAAAUAGUAAAAGGAACAUCUAUUUCACUAAUGCACCGAACAAAACGACUCUUUAAUAUAAUUGUACGUUUCGGUUAGUGCACGGGUUUCAUUGAAAAUAUUCUCCCCGAUCUGCCAGACUGUUUUCUAAUUGAAGUGGCGUCUAAUGAGUCCAAUUAUUUCAAAUACUUAUUUGCCUGUCUCGGGUCUGGCGGAGGGGCGCAAUCGUUUUUUGGAUUGUUGUUUGAAGAAGCUGCAAGUGAUUGUGGGUCAAAUGCAGAACCAACAAGUAAUGCGUUCUGUCUGUUUCCUGUGCGAUAAUGUUUUGGGCGCCGCUGACGAAAUGGUAAAAUAUGCUACCGUUGGAAGUGUGCCUAAUCAUUAUGUGACUCAAUCGACCAACGCAGAAUUUUCAGAGCUUUAGAGCGCUCCGCCAUAAGAGAGGCCUACUCAAUACACAUUUAACCCUAUAACUCAAAACCUUUCCCUGUGCAAGUAUGCGAUGCUGAAUCAAUUAUUACGACCAGUGUGAAGACAAUGAUAUAUUUCAAAUAAGUUCUGAGAUACAUUUGGUGGUGUAGAUUUUGACUUCGCCGCGUCCUGCCCGUGUGAAUUUGGAACCAAGUAAACCAGCAACACAACUGUUUUACGAUGCAUAGUAGCUAUUAAUGUAAUGGUUAGUGUGGCAUUCGUGUUGCACAUAAUUCCUAAUGUGCAACUCUAUACCCGAACUUUAACUUCCUGCGACGGGGACGACGGGUUCACGUGGAUUAGGAAUAAUUUUCUUUUGUGAUGAACCACUCAUAGUUACUACGACGCUGAUAGUAUCACAGGCGUCAUGAAGGUAUUUGACGUGUUCACAAUGUUAAUUACAAUAUGGAAAUAUUGUAGCCUAGUUAGACAUAAGAUGUCGGCUAGAUGAAGUAUCAUGUUAGCCUAAAAGAGGGCGUGAAAAAGAGAUGUCUAAAACUCCAGUACUCGCAAAAGCCAUGUCAUUUUCUUCCACAAAUGCCUCGGGUUUCGCUUUAAGUUUGGAAUGUGCAUUAACACCGUCUUAACACGGACUCUAGCCUGAUUAAACGUCGUUGCGUCACCGUCACGCGCAGCUUUCUGCAGAAUCUAGCACCAGUUUGUCACUGGCGGCGAAGAGAUGCUCUUCAGUUUGAUAGGUGUAUGCGUGCCGUUAAUAACUACACAGAAAUUUGGAAUAUAAAUAGUUUGCCGGGGUAUGUUUUCACAGGAUCACGACGACGUUUCAUCGCAUCAUUACCACAAGCCUUAUUUAGAUCUCUCCCUUUAAACGUCAGAUCUGACGCGCUCCCUCUUCGGACCGCUCUCCGCCGCCUGCGCGCGGCAUUUCUGCUACUCACCAGCAAAUACGGAGCAACUCAUUUUCACCGCAGGAACCCGGAGAGAAGCCGCUACCGCAGCCUGAUAUUUUUAAACUUUGAACCGGGAGAGCGACUGUGUCCAACGACUGCGCGUUUCCAAAGAGGACAGGGAGACAUGUGUCACUUUUCGCUUGUGUCACAGGCGACCAAGCCGCACACACGCAGACAGGCGAAAACUGCCCAUUGCUAAUGGUAUCAGGAAGUCUUGACGGCUCAAACGGAGAACGGGCAAAAUCUUUGCCAUUUCACUCCCUGCCCCCGAUAACACAGGCCACUUCAAUUAGGCAGUUAUUGUGUUGACCAUUUUCGGGAUGUCUUGCCUUUCAAAUUACAAAAGAGAUACCACAACGAGGAUUUCCAUCUGAAGCGUGAAUGUGAGCUGCAACCAAGGUCAAGAUUUUCGGAUCAGGACCCAGACACAGCGGCCGCUCGGCGGGGCUCUGACUCAUCGGCGGGACGGGAGCGGCGGAUGGCGGCGCUGCCGGCGGAGUUGGCGGGAUGGGCCGCGGGGCUGCUGAUGGCGGGGCGCGGCCGGGCCGGCGGCGGCCAGUGAAGACGUCGCCCGCGCGGGAGUGAAGAGCUGAUGGGAAAUACUGGGCAUGCGAAAGCGCCUCUGAAGGUUUUGACAGCCACGCCCUGUGGAGGUUUGAUACCUUGCUGCUGAUCUCCCCCCCCCCCCCUUGCGUGUGGAUAUAAUUGGGGGUUUCUGCGGGGGCUUUUUGAGCUCCUGGUGCGACCGUGGUUCGGAGGCGGCGGGAGGCGGGAACAUGUGGGCGCGGUGGGCGUGGAGGGCGGGCCGGGUGUGGCUCCGCCCGGGCGCGGCCCUGGCCCUCUACCUGUGGAUAGCGGGCGUGGCUCUGCAGGCCCCGCCCUGGAACCCUGAGAAGCUGGACGAGUCGGACCCCGUGGUGAGCACCGUGUAUGGGAAGCUGCGCGGGUUCAAGAAGGAGCUCACCAACGAGAUCCUGGGCCCGGUCAUCCAGUUCCUGGGGGUGCCCUACGCGGCGCCCCCUACUGGCGAGAGGCGCUUCCAGCCCCCGGAACCGCCCGUCUCCUGGCCGGACGUGCGCAACGCCACGCAGCUGGGGCCGGUCUGCCCCCAGACCAUCCUGGAGGGCCGGCUGCCGGACGUCAUGCUGCCCGUGUGGUUUACAAACAGCCUGGAGGUGGUGAACUCCUACGUGCAGGACCAGAGCGAGGACUGCCUGUUCUUAAACAUUUACGUCCCCACGGAGGAUGUAAAAAGAAUGUCCAAGGAAUGUGCCAGGAAACCGGGCAAGAAAAUAUGUAGGAAAGGAGGUCCCCUUACAAAGAAACAGAACGAUGAUUUAAGUGAUAAUGACGGUGCUGAGGACGAAGACAUCCGCGAGAGCGGGAGCCCCAAGCCCGUCAUGGUCUUUAUUCACGGGGGCUCCUACAUGGAAGGCACCGGAAACAUGUUCGACGGCAGCAUCCUGGCCAGCUACGGCAACGUGAUCGUAAUCACCGUCAACUACCGGCUCGGAGUACUGGGUUUUUUAAGUACAGGUGACCAGGCAGCCAAGGGAAACUAUGGGCUGCUGGACCAGAUCCAGGCCCUGCGCUGGACCAGCGAGAACAUCGCCUUCUUUGGGGGCGACCCGUUGCGCAUCACGGUUUUCGGGUCCGGGGCCGGCGCGUCCUGUGUCAACCUCCUGACCCUGUCCCAUUACUCUGAAGGACUGUUUCAGCGCGCGAUAGCGCAGAGCGGCACGGCCCUCUCCAGCUGGGCGGUCAGCUUCCAGCCCGCCAAGUACGCGCGCAUGCUGGCCCGGAAGGUGGGCUGCAACCUGCAGGACACGGUGGGGCUGGUGGACUGCCUGCAGCGGAAGCACUACAAGGAGCUGGUGGACCAGGACAUCCAGCCCGCCCGCUACCACAUCGCCUUCGGGCCCGUCAUCGACGGCGACGUCAUCCCCGACGACCCGCAGAUCCUCAUGGAGCAGGGCGAGUUCCUCAACUACGACAUCAUGCUGGGCGUCAACCAGGGGGAGGGGCUGAAGUUCGUGGAGCUCAUCGUGGACAACGAGAACGGCGUGCAGGCCAACGACUUCGACUACGCCGUGUCCAGCUUCGUGGACGACCUGUACGGCUACCCCGAGGGCAAGGACGUGCUGCGCGAGACCAUCAAGUUCAUGUACACGGACUGGGCCGACCGGCACAACCGAGACCGCCAAGACCCUGCGCGCACCACACCAGGUGGCGCGGCCACCACCUGCCCCGCGCCACCAACUCUCUGGCCUUUACCACACUCCCAGACGGAGCAGGUCCCGCUGGGCGGACGCCGCGCCGCGCGAUCCACCGCUCGGCCUGCCCAUUGUGCGCUGUUCAUGGUCACCUGUUCUAAACCACCCCCCCGCCUGCUUUGUCUUUGCAGUGACCCCAACCAGCCGGUGCCCCAGGACACCAAGUUCAUCCACACCAAGCCCAACCGCUUCGAGGAGGUGGCCUGGACGCGCUACAACCAGAAGGACCAGCUGUACCUGCACAUCGGGCUCAAGCCUCGCGUCAAAGAGCAUUACCGUGCCAACAAGGUCAACCUGUGGCUGGAGCUGGUGCCCCACCUGCACAGCCUGAACGAGGUCACCCAGAUCAUCUCCACCACCACCAAGGUGCCCCCGCCAGAGGUCACCGCCAGGACGCCAAAGAAGAUGCCCGCCAACACCAAGCGGCCCAACCCCACGCCCUUCCCCACCGAGAACCAGGACAGCCAGAACCAGCCCUUCCUGGUGGACCAGCGCGACUACUCCACCGAGCUGAGCGUCACCAUCGCCGUGGGCGCCUCCCUCCUCUUCCUCAACAUCCUGGCCUUCGCCGCGCUGUACUACAAGAAGGACAAGCGGCGGCACGACGUGCACCGCCGGUGCAGCCCGCAGCGGAGCGCGGCCAACGACCUGGCGCACACGCAGGAGGAGGAGAUCAUGUCCCUGCAGGUGAAGCACGGCGAGCUGGAGCGGGGGGGCUGCGACGCCGGGCACGCCCACGAGGUGGUGCUGCGCUCCGCCUGCCCGCCCGACUACACGCUCGCCAUGCGCCGCUCCCCCGACGACAUCCCGCUCAUGACCCCCAACACCAUCACCAUGAUCCCCAACGCCAUGUCCGGGAUGCAGACCCUCCACCCCUUCAGCACCCCCUUCGCCCCCAGCGGACAAAACAACACACUGCCUCACCCCCACCCGCACUCACACUCCACCACCAGGGUAUAGCCAGCGGGACCUGCGGCACACUCAACCCCCCCCUGCCCCCCCCCCCACCACCAAACUUACAAAACCCACUGAGACCCAAACGAGAUUCCAGGAACGUUUCUAGGUCCCGCAAACUACUUCUGAGAGGGGGGGGGGCAGCUGGAAAUCUCGUUUAAGGUUCAAAGGGAGACUCAUCGUUUUAUAUUGUGUAAAAAAAAACAAA
Messenger RNA from Anguilla rostrata (American eel), 8032 nucleotides. Its product is annotated as neuroligin-1-like. Gene Ontology annotation, molecular function: signaling receptor activity; neurexin family protein binding. The transcript is spliced from 8 exons. Gene Ontology annotation, biological process: modulation of chemical synaptic transmission; synaptic vesicle endocytosis; presynaptic membrane assembly. Gene Ontology annotation, cellular component: plasma membrane; synapse; postsynaptic specialization membrane. Bases 5374 to 7830 code for a protein of 818 amino acids. The record is from RefSeq and is a predicted model, not a curated record. Lineage: Eukaryota; Metazoa; Chordata; Actinopteri; Anguilliformes; Anguillidae.